UUGUAAUAUUUACCACGACGCGACGUUGGCGCGUCCUACUAAUCCUGUGCUUCACCCUUAUUUACGACUGAUAGUAGUCUUUGUACCUUAUCCCAUUCAUAAAACUUCCAAUUUAUCACAAACAAAGCUCCUAAUUCGCGAUUCGUUUGCGCGCAAAGCUGCUCUGAAACGUGCUUCAAUUAAAAUUUUCAAUUCCAGUCAAGUCACCGGAAAUCUUUUGUCGCAACAAAAUUGGCUUAUGUUGAUAGUACGAUAUAAGGAUUAAAGGAUUAGCAAGUUUGCUCUGAUAAAAACAUGCAGAUGUAUGGGUUAAACGGCUUUUUAAAGAUAAAGUGAAACUCGAAGGCGCCGAUCGGAAACGCGCUUCUUGGUAGUAGCAGCCAUCUGGAAAAUAUCAGACGGUUCCCAUAAUUUGACUCGAUUUUCCAUUAAUCAGCCGAAUUACUGACGAAUUUUAAACAACCUUGUUUUUAUCGUAGCCUGAUUUAUUUUGGCGGAAUCUGUUAUGUCAUGUCAAAAAGAUUCCUCGUUGUAGAUAGUUGAGUGGGAUCUCAGUUUUCGAUUUUUUUUUAUUUUGGUAGUAUUCAGAAUAGUGGUUGAUAUGGGUCAGUUUAGAACGGUGUUGGUUGUGGUGGUGGUUGGAGGAUUAGGCCGAAAUCAGGCUAGCGUCGUGGGUAAUUCGACUGCAACAGAAACCACAAUCCAGGAGUGGUGCCCUUUAUCCAACCUCACCGUCACCCCCGACUUCGACACCAUCUACAACUACAUCAACCUGAAACUGUCAUGGAACAAAAUCGACAACAACAACACAGUGUCCAUCAGCAUCAUCCAGCAACCCGACUCUAAGUACGACUGUUUGGCAGAAAUGCACACCUUUGACCACUCUUUACUCAACAACAGCAUCUUGCAGUCGGAUAUGGUCACCUCAUCAGGAGAAGUCAAUCCCGGUUGUUCCUACACGAUCUACAUAUUUUCAGAAUACGAAAAAGGGGAGCAAAUUAACUGUGAGUUUAAUUACACUUUGCCCGACUGCGUGGAAAGCAAGUGUGAUUGUGAUAAGUAUGAGCCGAAUCCAAAAAUUCUGGACCUGGAACCCAUUUCCGGAAACAUGUUUAAGAUUAAAUGGGAUCCUGGAGACACUACGACUGGUGGCGAUUUUUACGAGAUUAGGGAAGUUCGUUUUGACUAUGUUGAGUCCAUUAAGGGGGAUUUCAAAAUUUAUAGAGAACGAGCAGAAAUUUUAGAAAACGAUUUGGAAAAACACAUUUCUGAAAUUCAGAUGAAGUUGUUUGAAGGAGAAAAUUAUACUCUGAUCGGGAAUUUCAGAAAUAAUUUUUCAUGUCGGGCGGAGAGUACGCGGUCUUUCACAGCACCCAAGAAAAGCCAAUUCAGCGUUGGUGUUAUAAUUUUCGCUUUAAUCGGAGUGAUUUUAAUAUUAGUGGUGAUUCUGAAGUUCCAGAAUAUGGUAAAAUAUAAAACCAAAGUUCUGAAUGUCAUAAUUCCAGGCAGAAGAAGAAACCAUCAAGAUCCGGUUGCAUUGCGGUCUGAACAACUUCCGAUGACCACUAACUUCCGGUAUAUACCUGCUGAAAUUUCGGAAAGAGUGUUUGACGAAUACGAAUUCCCCAGAAACCGAAUUAUCAUCAAAGAAGUGAUAGGUAGCGGAGCUUUCGGACAAGUAUACUCUGCCAAAGCGAUAGGAAUCGGAGGCAUAGAAGGAUACAAAAUGGUCGCAGUGAAAACUUUGGGUGAAGGCGAACACAUAACUCGAGAAGCUAUCAACGAUUUUAUAGCAGAAAUCGAAAUUUUUAAGAAAAUUGGUCAACACCCGAACAUCGUGGCUCUCCUGGGUUGUUGUACCGUGGGCACCCCGUAUAUGAUGAUCAUGGAGUUUGUCCCUUGCGGCGACUUAAAAAAUUAUUUGUUAGAACUACGUGCACAGUGGCUCAAUAGAAAAAAUGUUUCCAUGAGCAGACAAAUUUUCUUUCCGGACAAUAGUGGGUCGUACAUAGAGCCGCCGUCACCCACCUCUUCAAAUUCCACAAAAACCAGCCGACUACCUUCAGUUUCUGAAAGCGCAUGCUCUAGUCCCGACGUUCCCAUGACCCCCCUCCUCGCCCACUACGCUAACGCCCUCGACAAAGUCCUCGACGACGCCGAGCUCCAAAAGUUCGCCCUUCAAAUCGCCAAGGGCAUGUCCCAUCUGGAAAAAAUCGGCGUCACCCAUCGGGAUCUCGCCGCUCGAAACAUCCUCAUCAACGAAUACAAGAUCCUUAAGAUCUCCGACUUCGGUCUGUCUCGUAGCGGCCUCUACAUCCACCACAAAACCAAGAAGCUACCAUUACGUUGGAUGGCCAUCGAGGCUAUCGCGGAGCAAAGGUAUGACAGCAAGAGUGACGUGUGGUCGUUCGGGGUGGUGCUCUGGGAGAUCGGGACUCUGGGGGCCUUUCCUUACGAAAGCGUCCCGGAUUCCUUCCUCCAGCAGUUUUUACAAUUGGGGUGGCGGCUGGAGCGACCCGAGAUUUGUACCAACGAGUUGUAUGGGUUGAUGGAGCAGUGCUGGGCCCGGAAUCCUGAAGAUAGACCGACGUUUCGGGAGUUGGUGGACGCGCUGGAUGUGAAGAAGAGGAAAGUUUACGUGAAUUUCAACCAGUUGAAUCCGACGUAUAUUUUUCCUCCGAGCGAUAUCGAAAAUUUUGCGGAAAAUCCUGUGCAGAUUGUGGACAUUCAUAUGUAGUGAAAGAAUUCGAGUUUUCGGAAUAGAUAUAAAUUUUGUAGUUUCAUUAGUCUAGUUAAAUUAAACUGGUAUUAUUUUGUAA
Molecule: messenger RNA, 2819 nt
Organism: Zophobas morio
Lineage: Eukaryota; Metazoa; Arthropoda; Insecta; Coleoptera; Tenebrionidae
Product: mast/stem cell growth factor receptor kita-like
Exons: 11
Coding region: 602-2737 (711 amino acids)
Biological process (GO): cell surface receptor protein tyrosine kinase signaling pathway; protein phosphorylation; multicellular organism development
Cellular component (GO): signaling receptor complex; plasma membrane
Molecular function (GO): ATP binding; transmembrane receptor protein tyrosine kinase activity
Source: RefSeq, a predicted model, not a curated record